Messenger RNA from Ananas comosus (pineapple), 1360 nucleotides. Its product is annotated as major centromere autoantigen B. Bases 259 to 1089 code for a protein of 276 amino acids. The record is from RefSeq and is a predicted model, not a curated record. The transcript is spliced from 6 exons. NCBI's taxonomy places the organism in Eukaryota, Viridiplantae, Streptophyta, Magnoliopsida, Poales, Bromeliaceae.
UUUGAAAUCUGGGCUACUCCCCUUUCUCCUCCGCAGCGGCUCUCCCUACCAAACCCUCGGAAGCUUUCGAACCCCGAAGACGCGGGCGUACAGCUCUUGCCCUUCGGUGGGCCAACCAGAUCCACGGCGGCAGCCUCGCUACUUCCGCUGCUUCCUUGUGCCGCGCGUGCUCUUCCUUCCCCAAAACAAAACCCUCAGACCUCUCCUCCCUCUUCGUCCGAAGCGAUAAUAGCCCCUUGUUCCCCUCCCGCAGAGAAGAUGAUAAAGAGGCGUUUCUACAAGCAAGACCACGAUGGGGAUAAGGGCGGCUCCUCCUCUUCCGACUCCUCUUCCGACUCCGACUCCGCUUGUGAUACUACCACCAAAGAAGAGGAAGAGGAAGAGGCGGAGGAGGAGGAGGAGGAGGACGAACUAAAAGAUGAAGGAGAACAAGAAGCCCAGGAAGAGGAAGGAGAACAAGAGCGAGAUGGUGAUCAAAGGCCUUUCUCUCCUUCCCCUGGUUCAGGAUAUGAGAGUGAGGACAGCUCGGAAAAUGUUCUCGAUGGGAAUUGUUCUGCUGUUGAUGAGGAAGAUGGUUUUGACAGUGGUCGUGGAAACCAUCAAAAUAGGCCGUUUAUUAGGAAUAUUCGGGAUGGAGAAUCCAAUUGUUUAGAUGCUGCCCGUAAUUCCCCUAAUAUAAAUGAUCCUUCUGACCCUGAUUUUGCUAGUUUUAUUUUAAAAUGCAAGUCAGUCUUUAAGUGCCGUCUUUGUCCCCGGAUUAUCUGCUUGAGUGAGGAAACAGUCAGGGCACAUCUCACAUCAAAGAGACAUGCACGUUCCAAGAAAUUAUUAGGAGAAGGGAGGCUCAAACUGAUGCUCAAUAGUGAUGGCGAGCUAGAGGAAGAUCAAGAAACACAUGCUGAAAGGCAUGCUCGGACCAUAGCUCUUGCUCAGGAACCGCUUGCAAACAAGAAAAAAGAUACUGGUCGUCAGCGACAGAGUCGCAGAAGGAAAAAGAGGCUGCGAAACCAUUCUGAGAAGCAGGCAGAAGGGCCAAUGAACGACCACAUCAAGAGAAGGUGCAAAGCGGAAGAACAGAAAAUAAAGUAGUUUUCACGGCAUCGUGCUUUCUGGCAUUCGUUUCAGUGCUUUGCAUUUUAAUUGAGGUUUGGUGGUCUUACAAGGGGACUUGAGCCUCAUUUGUUAUUGAUGUCCUUUUUUUUUCUGGCUUUUACAAAUAAAAAUUCUAUAUGGUUGGUUGUUGGUAGAUGGACUACCCUACUAUUCUCAUCGUUGACCAGCUUGCAAUGUAACUCAGCGGGAUGCCGGAAGGUAUCUUAUAUUUAAAAAUUUAAAGAAAUGGAAAGAAGUAAACUAUAAA